UGGAACAUGAUGAUGGCAAUAACGAAAAAUUGCGAUAAAAAUGGCGAGCUGUGAUCAAACUACUAGGUUGGCAAUGACUGCAUUACUGCUGCAUCCCACCAAUUCAGUCUCUGUAGUAGUGGAAAACUAUCGAGUCAUCGCGUUGAUGCUACCGAAACCCACAGCAGAUGAGCAACGCCAUUUUACGGAUGCGACAGGAAUCAGGAUGAACUGGCUCAGGGGCCGAGGAAUGGUUGGAUUACGGUCGUGGCAUCGCCGCAUGGGCUGGCAUCGCAUAGCAAGCGCAUGAGUGAAACUUUUUUUUUACCGUAGGCGGCGGGAUGCAAUUAGUUUCGAAAGCGAGAAAGUGAGAAGUUUUUUCUCUCCUGUGGAGUUGGAUUGGAUUGGCAUGUCGCAGGCCAGGGCGGCCAACCCAGGCCAGGGCAGGACAAGUUUACAUUCGAGGCAAGCAAGGCAAGCAAGGCAGGCUCUUAUUAAG
Messenger RNA from Aaosphaeria arxii CBS 175.79, 478 nucleotides. RefSeq lists its product as uncharacterized. Lineage: Eukaryota; Fungi; Ascomycota; Dothideomycetes; Pleosporales. The transcript has a single exon. The coding region runs from base 41 to 289 and encodes 82 amino acids. The record is from RefSeq and is a predicted model, not a curated record.